Molecule: messenger RNA, 1078 nt
Organism: Solenopsis invicta (red fire ant)
Lineage: Eukaryota; Metazoa; Arthropoda; Insecta; Hymenoptera; Formicidae
Product: ATP-binding cassette sub-family G member 1-like
Exons: 5
Coding region: 110-889 (259 amino acids)
Molecular function (GO): ATP binding; ATP hydrolysis activity
Source: RefSeq, a predicted model, not a curated record
GCCGGAAAGCAAUACUAAAAAUAACGCAGCGAGGAUGUUGGACAAUGAGUGCAAGAUCGAGUUGCAAGAAUAAAAAAAACAGCUGGAAGCCGAGAAGUGGAAAUCAAAAAUGUAUAUCCAAUUCAACGAUCUUUCCUAUUUGGUUCGCAACCGCAAAGGAGCUGAGAAAACAAUUUUACAUAACGUCACGGGGCAUUUUGAAUCAGGGAAGUUUACAGUAAUAAUUGGUCCUUCCGGUGCAGGAAAGACUACUUUGAUGAAAAUUAUAUCGGGAAAACAACCCCUAGAUGUUAAAGGUACUAUCACAAUAAACGACGUUAAGUGGAAUCGAGCAAUGUUCCGUAAACAUGUGUGUUACGUACCGCAACACUUUGAUUUAUUGCCGUUCCUCACAACAAGCGAAACGCUCUACAUAGCGGCUCGAUUACAACUCGACGGUAAUCAGAACAAACAAGAGAUUAAUUCAAUAGUGAACAAUAUCGCAGAAAAUCUCUGGUUGUCAAAUUGCUUGGACACGUCAGUAAUGAAAUUAAGUGGUGGCGAACGGAGAAGAUUGUCUAUCGGCGUGCAAAUGUUCACCAAGUCAUCAGUUUUCUUAUUAGAUGAGCCAACAAGCGGUCUUGACAGUGCGGCGUCUUACCAAGUAAACAAUAUCGCAGAAAAUCUCUGGUUGUCAAAUUGCUUGGACACGUCAGUAAUGAAAUUAAGUGGUGGCGAACGAAGAAGAUUGUCUAUCGGCGUGCAAAUGUUCACCAAGUCAUCAGUUUUCUUAUUAGAUGAGCCAACAAGCGGUCUUGACAGUGCGGCGUCUUACCAAUUAAUUAGCAUAUUGCACAAUAUGACGAAAGCAAAUUGCGCUGUAGUUUGUGCAAUACUAGUGGUCGUAUGAUUUCGCUUUUCGAUGACAUCAUGGUACUUAAUCGAGGAAAAUGUAUGUAUUGCGGACCAAAAAGCGAAAUCUUGAGCACGUACAACAUUGCCGGAUUUACGCGUCCUAGCUUUUACACAACAUAGCCGAAUUUGGUAAUGUUUUUUGUACCACUCUCUGAUAAAUAAAUUAUAAGAAAACUAAAAUUAA